AUGGCUUCGAAGAGCAAUCGGCCUUUUUUCAUGGGCAUUGCGCCAAACGCGCCACAUACGGAAGCAGUGAUUGGCCCCAAUUCACUUUGGUUUGAUGUUCCAAAGCCCGCAAAGCGACACGAAAACCUCUUUCUAGAUGCCAAGAUCCCUCGGGGACCCAGCUUCAAUCCUGAAGAGCCUCAUGGUGUCAGUUGGGUGAAGGCAUUACCUCGUGCGAAUCAGACCGUGUUGGAUUACAACGACGCCUUCUAUGUGAAACGUUUACAGACCCUGCAAGCGGUUGAUGAGCUUGUGGGCGCUCUAUUCGACAAGCUAAAGAUCCUCGGCAUGGAUAAGAACACGUACGUUAUAUACACGAGCGAUAACGGUUUUCAUAUGGGCCAGCACCGCUUGAAGCCAGGCAAACAAUGCGCGUUUGAGGAAGACGUCAACGUUCCCUUCCUUGUUUCAGGGCCAGGUGUACCGAAGAACCACACCGUCGAUUUCACUACUUCUCAUACCGACUUUUCUGCGACCAUCCUAGAUCUCGCACAAAUUCCCCUACGUGAGGAUUUUGAUGGCACACCGAUGCCAUUGACAUUACCUGCAAUGAAGAAGGCUGCCAAGUCAACCAUGCACGACCAUGUCUCGAUCGAGUAUUGGGGUAUUGGAGGUGAAGAAGGAGCUUUAUACAGGGGUGGCAUUUCAGCAUCUCAUGGAAAUAACACGUACAAGGGCAUGCGCAUCGUCAGUCCGCAAUACGAUCUUUUGUACACAGUAUGGUGCAGCCAUGAACACGAAUUGUAUGACAUGAAGACCGACCCCUACCAAACAAAAAAUCUGUACGGGACCUCCGUCAAGAUCAAUGGACAGUCAAUCCCUAAGGUCGUUGAGCGAUUGGACGCGCUAUUGAUGGUGAUGAAGUCUUGCAAGGGCAAGCAAUGCACCCAGCCAUGGUUGACUCUUCAUCCCGGUGGGAAAGUAAACAAUCUUGCUGAGGCUCUGCACACUAGGCUGGAUAGCUUCUAUGGCAAACAAGUCAAGGUUACCUUCGACGAGUGUCAGCCAGGCUACAUCAUAUCAGCAGAGGGCCCCUUGGAUGUGAUUCCGUUUUAUGUCCCUGACUAG
This is a messenger RNA of Exophiala aquamarina CBS 119918, 1107 nucleotides long. RefSeq lists its product as uncharacterized. Gene Ontology annotation, molecular function: N-acetylglucosamine-6-sulfatase activity; glycosaminoglycan binding. The record is from RefSeq and is a predicted model, not a curated record. The coding region runs from base 1 to 1107 and encodes 368 amino acids. The transcript has 5 exons. Lineage: Eukaryota; Fungi; Ascomycota; Eurotiomycetes; Chaetothyriales; Herpotrichiellaceae.